This is a messenger RNA of Saitoella complicata NRRL Y-17804, 1382 nucleotides long. RefSeq lists its product as uncharacterized. NCBI's taxonomy places the organism in Eukaryota, Fungi, Ascomycota, Saitoellomycetes, Saitoellales, Saitoellaceae. The record is from RefSeq and is a predicted model, not a curated record. The coding region runs from base 72 to 1304 and encodes 410 amino acids. Gene Ontology annotation, molecular function: phosphatidylinositol binding. The transcript is spliced from 4 exons. Gene Ontology annotation, cellular component: intracellular membrane-bounded organelle.
GUUCCAUUGACAACCCCGACAUUCAAGAGCCAGCUGUAUCCGAUCAUUCCAACGCUCGAGCAUGUGAGCCAAUGUCGACCGUCACCACUGCUGACAUCUCAACUCGCAGAGUGCUGGGCAUAGACAGAGACCUUCCCACCCUCACCAAUUCUGCUCGCGUCGACGAGGAGCUGUAUGCACUACUAGCCCUGGUACUCCGUGAUUUUAUCCAGACAUGGUACGGCGCGAUCACGCAGGAUGAGACAUUUAUACAGGAGAUCAUCCUGGUUGUGGCUCACAUCCUUAGCCGCCUGGAGCAAAGGCUUCGGGAGACGAAUGUAGAAACUCUAUUACUGGAAGAGCUUCCGGCUCUUUUGCAACUGCAUGUCCGCACUUAUCGUUCCGCCAGGAGACUGUUCUCUACAGCUAUCUCAGGACAUCUCUCAUUCGAAGAGUUUUUUCGAUCCCUGAUGCCACAUCCUGCAUUACGUUCAGCCGAAGCCGAGGAGCUAUAUUACCAGCGGCUCGCCGAAGGCAUUGCCGAGCUUUUCGUGCCCCCUGACGACCUCCUUUCGGAUUGUGGACGCAGUUUGGUUAUCGAUAUAUUGUCCAAUUUAGUACUCGGUACCGCGGUAUCCAAGUUAAGUGACCCAUAUGUCUAUCAUGAAUUGAUUCAUAAGAACCUUUCCCAAGAGCAUCAGGAAUUACCCAAGCUCCAAGCUCCACGUUUUGGGUGUGGAGAGUUAGUAAGGUCAUGGUCACGACAACUUGCCGACAGGUACCAUUCUGCGCCUGAAUGGGCGGGCCGCUUGUGGAUGUACAUGCAGAGUGGGGGUACGAAGGUUCAACCCUCCGUCAUGAGCUCGCCUUUGUUCUCGCUCAUAUGUGAGCUGCUUUGCCCAGAAGAUCACGGAAGGUGGCUGUGGUCCGUAAUAAGGCUAUGUCUUGUACCGAUUAUAGUGGCAGUGUUCGGAGGAGCUAUCGAAAAGGCCUACGCCGAUGCAGUAAGGCCGCUUUUGAGAGAUCCCGAGGUAUGGUCUAGAAUAUUAAAAACAGGCAGGGAAGCGCUUUGGCCGAAUGGAGCAAUGACGCCCAAAAUGGCACCGGAUGAAGCAGAACGAAUGGUAAUGAAGCGGACAGCUCAUGAAGCCGUGCUCAAUCGUUUUCCCAGAGCAGCAGCUAUUCUACUGGGAGGCUCUGAAAUUACAAACGAAUUUGUCGAGGAGCUUCUCGAUACCGUGGAGCAUCAAUCCUGUAAUAAGGGUGUGGCACUCUUUGUUCUUGAUGCCAUCUUAGCCAGAUGCUUGCCAGAAUUAGUAUCUUAACAUACACAAUCGCAGGUUUAACAGAUAAAAGACUUUAUUUUCCUGCAGUGUCAGACAUAUUCUUGAUCACCGCAUGUC